Pocillopora meandrina is the source of this 2255-nucleotide messenger RNA. NCBI's taxonomy places the organism in Eukaryota, Metazoa, Cnidaria, Anthozoa, Scleractinia, Pocilloporidae. The record is from the annotation of a GenBank genome assembly.
AUGGCGACCAUUUACAGCGACGGAGAACUCCGAUUUUUUAGACUUACUAAGGGUGUAGUGGAUUAUUCGACCGAAGCAUUGAGGAUAGUUUUCAAACAAGAAUGGAAUUAUCUUUAUCCUGCCACUCCGUGGCGAGAUGACCACACUAGUGGCGCGCAGAUUUUAGCGGAGGAAAGGCGAGCACCGGGAUCCCGGCUCUAUGAUCCAGCGUACAGCGCGGAGUAUCAGCCGAUCAGGGAUCAUUUGUCUUCUGGAGACGUAGAAGAAUGGGACGUUACCAAGUUAGUUUUUGCUCUGAAGUUCUCGCACGCUUUGGCCUCAAGCCGUUGGAGUCACUACGGUAGAAGGAUUGGAAACGCUAUCUAUAGGCUAAAAGAAGUAAGAAACGAGGUCAUAGCCCAUGCCAGUAAAGCAUAUCUUUCUCGAAGAAGAUUCCAUAGAAACAUCGAUACUCUGACUCGGGCUGUUGGAGAUCUACUGAGAACUUCACAUCCUCUUGUUGGAAAACUACAAACCUUGGAGACUGAGAUAGAAUUCCGAACCGAGGAUCUCGAGCGAUAUAAACAGUGGUUAAAGGACGACAACAACAGCCUCCUCUACUUAGAAAAAGAUCUCGAAAGGUUGGAAAACAAAAUGAAGAUCCAGCCAGUUGGGGGAAACGAUCAUACACCAUCGAACGCAGCCGGAAGUUCUCGAGCGUCCGGGAAUAAUGAGAUCAUUUCGAAAAUACAAACUCGCGUGGCAAGAAUACAACGUCAUGUGAAUGUUAGUGUUGACCUGGUGCCUUCACGCACAAAACCGGAGAUUUUCCAAAGUAGCCGAUACAUUAAAAUGAUAAACAAGUCUAAUUCUCUGUCGUUCAAUUUACGCUGGGAUGAAUUGGAGACGUUUCUGAAGGGAUUUACUAGUGACCUGGAUUUGAAGAUUUUGGCUGGCAUCCAGCACGCAGCUGCCCUAAGCCAUCGUUCUAGAAAAGAUGAAGCAUUAGAAGUGCUUAAUGGUCUGGUUCCUAACGCUCUUCUGGCAAACAACGGGUAGGUUCAAUGUAACAUUUGUUUUAACAGUAGUGAGGAAAUAAUUCGAAAUCCGGAAAUCGAAACCGAAACUUGAGGGAAAACGGGAACAAAAUCAGCCUGGAAACAGAACCAAAGCUCAGCCGCAAAAGGUGAACUGAGAGCUCGGGAAUGAAAUCUAACGAAGAAGGAAAUUUUGCUCGUAAUCUGGGGCUGUUUCUUAAUAAUGACUGGUCGUAAAGGUUGACAGAAAUAAAAGAAGGGUGUUAAGAUAGGGUGACUAAUAAUGCGUGUACGACCGAGUAGAGUCCAGUUCAGUCUGUAAUCGAGGGUCUCAAUGGGGUUAACUUUUGGUCAUAAACAAAAUUAAACUGUAGAUAUUUUUUUGUUAACUUUGACGGAAAGAAAUUAACUGUUAGCCGUAAAAUGGUCAAAAUUUUAACCGUUGGCCGUAAAAGAGAGGCCUCGAGACUUGCGUAAUCAUACAAGUGAUAAACAAAAUCGUAUAACCUCCAGAGCGGAAGUGCAAUUUGUUCAUCACGAGUAUGAUUUUAGAAAAAGUCAGGCAAUUGAUAACUAAUCACGUUCGAUAAUUUUGGUUCAGUUUACUUUGCGUUCACACUUUUCUUUUUCAUAUUCAGGGUUUGGAUACAUGCGAGGAUAAAGAUACGGAAAUCGUAUCUGCUACAUGACAAGGGCCAAGACGACAAAGCUUUAAGAGAGGUGGACGAAGCAGAGCAUAUGCUAAGUCUUGGGGAGUGCCAUGAAGACACUGCUGAGGUCAACAACGCUAAAGCAAAUAUUAUUUUGUCAAGCAACCGAAACAGCAAAGAAGACCAGCAGAAUAUUCUGCUACACUUAGAUAAAUCAAUCGAGUAUUGCGAGAAGGCCACAGUCAAUAAGAGCAACACAGUUGUACAAGUGACACUGCGCAAGGCUCUCGUCCAUUUGGGCUUUUAUCAACACGGCAUCUUAGAGGAAGUUUCAAGCUCAGAUAUAGACAUCGCAAAGACUGUCUUGAAUAACAUUGAACGGCAGAUUGAGACGAUGUCUGAACGAAGUAAGAUCUAUUACACUUAUAGCCAAUCACUGCUCGCUUAUCGGGAAGGCGAUAUAGGAAGAGCGACUAAACUUGAACACAAAGCUCGGAAAAAGUGCGUCGAGCAUGACCUCACUAAUGAAAUUCAACAACUUGAUCGCUUGAGAGAUCUAAUACGAGCACCAUCACGUGGAGAGCAUUGA